Musa acuminata AAA Group (dessert banana) is the source of this 2710-nucleotide messenger RNA. RefSeq lists its product as uncharacterized. The coding region runs from base 1108 to 1524 and encodes 138 amino acids. The record is from RefSeq and is a predicted model, not a curated record. The transcript is spliced from 3 exons. NCBI's taxonomy places the organism in Eukaryota, Viridiplantae, Streptophyta, Magnoliopsida, Zingiberales, Musaceae.
CUUCUCCAGCUGAUGUUUUGGGCACCGGUGUACAGGCGCAAGCAAGCCGCGUGGUGUGAAGAAGAAGCAAAGGGCACAUGGCCGAGCUAUCCCUCCCUUCUUCGACGAAGCUGUUGAGCUGAAAUGUUUAGUAUAUAGAUGUUCUAAGACGCUUGCUCUGGUCUGGGUUUAUGCUUAAGCUUGGCGUCAAAUUCAGAGUGAGGUAUCUUCCCCAAAGCUGGACAGACAUGCCUCCAUAACUUCUUCUCUACUGUUCUGUAGAACAAUUCAAAACAGAGAAACCACCGGCAGCUUAUCGAAUGAAGUAUGACAAGUCACCGGCCAUGAGCGAGAGAGAGAGAGAGAGACUUGACCGAGUAAAAUCUACAUCACCGCAUGCCCCAUAAGAUUACAGGAAAAACAACAUGGCAGGGUUUGUUGUUUCCACAGAAGCAUUUCUUCAAACACCAUGGCGAAACAUUGACAAGAACUUCUUGUCCCUACCUUUGAAUCUACCGAUAUAUUUGAAGCUAGCGAAUCAUCCAGCAGAGUUGUACGGUUGCUGAUUAACGCUCAGAAGAAGAGGUCCCACUUAACAUUAAAGCGCUUCGGCCCAAGUCCACUGGGUGAUGAAGCAGCACUUGGUGGAAGUGACGUAGUUACAGGGGCCACGUCGUCCUGGAAACUCGUCAAGGUGACUCGAUCCUUCCAGUACCAAGGUAUGUUUCCACUGGCAGGGCCCGCACGAGGGAGUCUCGUCGCAUCCAACGCGGCUUGGAUCCCCGCACUCGUAGCAACGGUCACAUGACGGCGUAGAUCUCGUUUCGAUUUGCUCCUCCCAAGUCAAAACCCAUUCAAACGCUGACACCGCCAGCCGCAUCCGAAUCUAUAUGCCAACUAAAGGGAAUCCCAAAAAUAUCGACCUUCCAUCAGCGACCCAACCAUUAAGUCCGGCCUCGCUUUAGGAACCUUUCCAUGGGGAAAGAGGUGCAAUGAUUUCCAUGCACAGAGUACUAUAAUUAAGACACUACGCAGUAGCGGUUCAGAAUACAGCAGCUCACCUUCGUUGGGCAGUCACCGCAGCAGCAGAGAGCCUCUGGCCACACUCGCCUCUCCAACAAGAGAAGAAUGCAUCGCCAAUCCCUGGGAUCGCCUGGCGCUUCCGGAGGAGAUGGGAAGGAGGAGAAACGGAGGAGCAUUAUCGGCGCCUCUGGAUCUGCGGUUACGGCGCCGCCGGAGAAGCCGGAGGCGGCUUUCGAUGCGGACAAGCUGAUCCGGACGAGCACCAGGGCGGACAGGUCCAUCCAUCUCAUCCCCGUCUUCACCAUCCUCUGCCUCGUCGUCCUCUACUUCUUCUCCCACGAACCCACCCACGCAGAUCUUCAAACCUUCAGCGGCCCCGCCCUCCGCUUCGACACCAGAGAUGCGGUUUCGGGGACGGAGACGGGAGGCGUAACGUCAGCAGCGAUUCACGAGAGCCAUCGGGGAAUGAAGGCAUCGGCGGCAGCCAGGCGGCUGCGCCACCGAAAGCUUAAGAGCACCUAGCUCUCCCCCCGCCACGUGCUGCGCACGUGGCUGGUUCCUUUGGGGAUUAGCUGAAGCUUUAUCUUAAUUGAUUAGCUGGUUAAGGGAGGAUUUUCCCACAAAUGUCUGAUAAGGAAGCACUAAUCGUAAUUAGUGCUUUCUAUCUCUUCUUUUCCCUUUCUUUUUCUGGUUUGAUUUCCCCAAGCUUGGAGCAGAAGAUUUCGUCUUAUCCAGCCAGCUAAACGAUAGCGCAUAUCUCGAGGAAUCCGCAAAAGAAAUAAAAUGGGCGGUUGCUAUUAAUCCUCUGUUCAUCUGCACGACCAUUAAAGCAUGCUCAUCUUAUGGUUGUCCAUAUGCCUUAACGUGAUGGGGAGUAAUUAGAUUCAAUCGGGCCUUCUUUCCCAGAAGCCCAGAGAAGCGACGCCUAAUAUUUCACUUCAGCUGAAACAUUUGACCGUGUAAUAUCCAACACAAAUCCAACUAUUAGAACACUCACGUUAGCUUUACUGGAUUGUGCGUAGUAUCUUCGAGCGACUAAUGCUGAGGAAGCUACCGGUGGAACAAGUUGCAGCUUUCGACGUUGUGAAGCUACACACCUUUGCAUCAAAGCUGUGAAGCUCGUUAUAAAUCUUGACUGAACAUUUUGAAGAUUCAUUCAGUAGGAGUCUAUCAAUCAGGAAUAUCAUCUCUGUUGUCAUAUGCGAGUUUGAGGCCAUAGAUGAUCUCUCCCCUGAUGUAUUGGUUCAGCCGAGAGAGUCAUCGGAAUGAUGAAGCCUGCAAGGAGGAAGAUGACCCUCAUGAGAUAAGGACACCCAUUCAGAAUUAUGCAGGCUCUCACAGUGUGUUUGCGUGGAGAUCAAGAAAGGCGUCGAUCUCUUUGAUCACCACAGAAUAGUUUAUGAGAGCUCUGCAUGCCGGAAAAAAUCUUACAAGUUGGAGCCCACGAACCCUCUUUGCAUGUUUGAGUAAACGAACAAACUCAUUGAGCUCAUUGUUCUUCAAUCAGUCGUCAUCCAUGUCAAAUGGCAAUCACUGUCACUUCGGAGCGCCGAUGCAGAUGGACUAGCUUCCACGGUUUCCCCAAAUGAUUAAAGAGACAAGCAUGCAGUUUCUUUCAUCCCGAGUCCGAUGUAUUUUUAGCUGCUGCUUCUUUAUUUGCUCGUGUAUCUAUUUGGUCAGGAGAUAGAUUUGAUGUGAUACGACAUGU